Molecule: messenger RNA, 2379 nt
Organism: Closterium sp. Yama58-4
Lineage: Eukaryota; Viridiplantae; Streptophyta; Zygnematophyceae; Desmidiales; Closteriaceae
Source: the annotation of a GenBank genome assembly
AUGGGCUACCACCACCACCCCGCCAACUUUCACCUUCAACCCGCCGCGCCAUCCACGCCCCACACUCCGCCCGGCCUACCUGCCUAUCUCCUAAGGUUCAUUCUUGAGCCAGCUCCAAGACCUGUUUUCAAGUCUGGCAAGAAGAGAAGUACAAGCUGUAUCAGCAACUCUCAAUUCGAGGACUCUGGUGUUUUCGCCAUCACCAUUCGCCCCCGACGCCACCCAUCAUCUCGCUUCCAUCCACGCCCCCGCCCCCCGCCCGGCCUACCUCUCAAACUCCAGAGGCACAACGCCCUUGUGAUGUGCUACCACCACCACCCCACCAACUUCCACCUUCAACCCGCCGCUCCAUCCACGCCCCGCCCUCCGCCCGGCCUACCUGCCUAUCUCCCAAGGAUCAUUCUUGAGCCAGCACCAAGACAUGUUUUCAAGCCUGGCAACAAGAGAAGUACAAGCUGUAUCAACAUCUCUCAAUUCGAGGACUCUGGAGUUCGCCAUCACCAUUCGCCCCCGACGCCAUCCAUCAUCUCGCUUCCAUCCUCGCCCCGCCCCCCGCCCGGCCUACCUCUUAAACUCCAGAGGCACAACUCCCUUGUGGUCCAACCAACUCUGAUCAAGCAAGGACACAAGAUUGAGCGAGCAAUUGCUGCUCACGAAGCUCUACUACCGAUCAUUCUUGAGCCAGCACCAAGACAUGUUUUCAAGCCUGGCAAGAAGAGAAGUACAAGCUGUAUCAACAUCUCUCAAUUCGAGGACUCUGGAGUUCGCCAUCACCAUUCGCCCCCGACGCCAUCCAUCAUAUCGCUUCCAUCCACGUCCCCGCCCCCCGCCCGGCCUACCUCUCAAACUCCAGAGGCAAGCUUAUUCAAGAUCAUCACGGCCCACGACCAAUGCUGCUGUACAUCGCUGAAGAUCCGCCACCGCCACCAUCCGCCAUCAACACCAACCAAUUUUCAACUCGCCUCCAUCAACCAACCACCUCUCGCCCAGCGUACCGGGCGAUCUUCAGAGAUCAUCAUGAUCAUCAUGUUAAACGGAUUUCCAACGCUUCAACGCUUCAAGCUUCAACGGGCUUCUGAACCUGCUCUUGAAACUCAAAAGCUUCAUCCUUCAGCUAGCAACAACGAGCAUCAAGGCCUUGAGUUCCGACUUCGGCUUUUGAAGCCUUCAACCCGCGAUCUUCAACCCGUGAUCUUCAACGACCUUCAACAGGCGGAUCAUCACCCUAAGAGGCGUAUCUACACUUCAAGAGGCGGAUCAACAGCUCAAACGCAGAUUGAAGGCGGAUCAGCCCCUUGGCGCGCCGAUCAGCCCCUUAGUGCGGAUCAACUCCUUGGCGCGCGGGUCAACUCCUUGGCGCGCGGAUCAACUCCUUGGCGCGCGGAUCAACUCCUUGGCGCGCGGGUCAACUCCUUGGCGCGCGGGUCAACUCCUUGGCGCGCGGGUCAACUCCUUGGCGCGCGGGUCAACUCCUUGGCGCGCGGGUCAACUCCUUGGCGCGCGGGUCAACUCCUUGGCGUGCGGAUCAACUCCUUGGCGUGCGGAUCAACUCCUUGGCGCGCGGAUCAACUCCUUGGCGCGCGGAUCAACUCCUUGGCGCGCGGGUCAACUCCUUGGCGUGCGGGUCAACUCCUUGGCGUGCCGGUCAACUCCUUGGCGUGCCGGUCAACUUUUUGGCGUGCGGGUCAACUCCUUGGCGUGCGGGUCAACUCCUUGGCGUGCGGGUUAAUCCUUAAGGCCUUCAACUGCAGCACCAGUUUCAAGGCCUGCAACUGCAGCAGCAGCUUCAAGAUCAAAGGCGGAUCAGCCCCUUGGUGCGGGUCAACUCCUUGGCGCGCAGAUCAACUCCUUGGCGCGCAGAUCACCUCCUUGGCGCGCGGAUCAACUCCUUGGCGCGCGGAUCAACUCCUUGGCGCGCGGAUCAACUCCUUCACACACGGAUCAACUCCUUGGCGUGCGGGUCAACGCCUUGGCAUGCGGGUCAACUCCUUUGUCUCCACGGCAGCAGCAGUUUCAAGGUCUUCAACUGCAGCAGCAGUUUUAAGAUGGCGUGCGGAUCAACUCCUUGGCGCGCGGGUCAAUUCCUUGGCGCGCGGGUCAAUUCCUUGGCGCGCGGGUCAAUUCCUUGGCGCGCGGGUCAACUCAUUGGCGCGCGGGUCAACUCCUUGGCGCGCGGGUCAACUCCUUGGCGCGCGGAUCAACUCCUUGGCGCGCGGAUCAACUCCUUGGCAUGCGGAUCAACUCCUUGGCGCGCGGAUCAACUCCUUGGCGCGCGGGUCAACUUUUGGCGCGCGGGUCAACUCCUUGGCGUGCGGAUCAAUUCCUUUGUCUCCACGGCAGCAGCAGUUUCAAGGCCUUCAACUGCAGCAGCAGUUUUAA